Molecule: messenger RNA, 2082 nt
Organism: Asparagus officinalis (garden asparagus)
Lineage: Eukaryota; Viridiplantae; Streptophyta; Magnoliopsida; Asparagales; Asparagaceae
Product: mitochondrial Rho GTPase 1-like
Exons: 15
Coding region: 266-1801 (511 amino acids)
Molecular function (GO): GTP binding; GTPase activity; calcium ion binding
Source: RefSeq, a predicted model, not a curated record
CCCGUACCCACCCGUCUACCCGCCGACUACUUACCCUGAUCGCGUUCCCCUCACCAUCAUCGACACUUCGUCUAACCCUGAGCACAAGAUCAAGACGAUCGCGGAGUGCCAGAACGCUGACGUCAUCGUGCUAACCUACGCCUGCGAUAGGCCGUUGACGCUCGAUCGCCUGAGCACUUACUGGCUACCUGAGCUACGAAAGCUCGAGAUCAAAGUGCCGGUGAUCGUGGUGGGAUGCAAGCUGGACUUGAGGGACGAGCAGCAGAUGAGCUUGGAGCAGGUGAUGUCCCCGAUCAUGCAGCAAUUUCGGGAGAUUGAGACAUGCAUCGAAUGCUCUGCCCUCAGGCAGAUUCAGGUUCCUGAAGUUUUUUACUAUGCUCAGAAGGCAGUGCUUCAUCCAACCGCCCCAUUGUUUGAUCAAGAAACACAGUCAUUGAAGCCUCGAUGUGUAAGAGCUUUGAAAAGGAUAUUCAUUCUCUGCGAUACUGACAAGGAUGGAGCACUGAGUGAUUCAGAGUUAAAUGAGUUUCAGGUUAGAUGCUUCAGUGCACCUCUCCAGCCUACUGAAAUUGUGGGAGUUAAGAAGGUUGUGCAAGAGAAGAUGCCUGAGGGGGUCAAUGAACGGGGCCUUACUUUGACUGGAUUUCUUUUUCUUCAUGCCCUGUUCAUUGAGAAAGGUCGUCUUGAAACAACAUGGACAGUCUUGAGAAAAUUUGGAUAUGACAACGAUAUUAAGCUUAGGAAUGAUCUCCUCCCGUCAUCCACAUUUAAGCGAGCUCCUGACCAGAGUGUCGAGUUAACAAAUGAAGCCGUGGAGUUCUUGAGAGAAAUUUUCCAUAUGUUUGACAUUGACAAAGAUGGGGCUUUGCGACCGGCUGAACUAGAUGAUCUUUUUUCAACUGCACCAGAAAGCCCUUGGUCUGAUUACCCUUAUAAGGAUGCUGCAGAAAAGAAUGUUUUAGGGGGGUUAUCUCUAGAUGGAUUUCUGUCUGAGUGGGCACACAUGACACUUCUUGAUCCAGCUAGUAGUUUGGCCAACCUUAUAUAUAUUGGAUACAAUAGUGAUCCUUCAUCAGCAUUUCACAUAACAAGAAGAAGGCGUUUAGAUCGUAAGAGACAGCAAUCACAAAGAAAUGUUUUCCAGUGUUUUGUCUUUGGGCCUAGAAAUGCAGGGAAGUCCGCGCUGUUAAAUUCAUUGAUUGGAAGGGCAUUUUCUGAUAGAUACACUCCCACAAUUGGCGAACGUUUUGCAGCUAAUGUUGUUGAGCUUCCUGGAGGUAUUAAGAAGACUCUUGUGAUGAGAGAGGUGCCAGAAGAUUCUGUGCAAACACUUUUGUCCAACAAGGACUCCUUGGCCGCUUGUGAUAUUGCAGUCUUUGUUCAUGACAGCUCUGUUGAAAAUUCAUGGAAGAAAGCAACCGAGUUGCUUGUGCAAGUGGCUUCUCAUGGGGAAAAUAGUGGCUAUGAAGUGCCUUGCCUUAUUGUUUCUGCAAAAGAUGAUCUUGAUCCAUAUCCUUUGGCCGUACAAGAUUCUACAAGGGUUAGCCAGGAUAUGGGAAUAGAAACUCCUAUUCCUGUCAGCAUGAAGUUAAGAGAUCACAACAAUUUGUUCCGUAGAAUUAUUACUGCUGCACAACAUCCCCAUCUUAGCAUCCCUGAAACAGAAGCUGGGAGAAACCGCAAGCAAUAUCGUAGACUUGUUAAUCGUUCUCUUAUGUUUGUUUCAGUUGGAGCUGCAGUUGCGGUGGUGGGAUUGGCUGCAUACAGGGUUUAUGCAUCAAGGAAAAAUACUUCCAGUUGACCGUUCUUUGAUUUUCGAGGUAGCGGCUUGAUGCGUGAACGGGGCAUGUGAGAUAGGGAGUAACUCGAGUUGAUAUAGUUGUUGGACUUGACUUUGAGCAUUAUGCAGUGCGUUUGUAUUUGACAUAUUUGACAUAUACCUGGCUUAAAUUGUGGAAUUAGUUGGAUUUCAGAAAUUUUGCCAUUUUGUAGUUUUAGUUUGUUAACGGUUUCUUUAAGGCUUUUAGGGCUCGUUUGGAUGAUUGGAUGUAUUAUAAGGGGGUGUUUGGUUGCAUUGUUUUU